Messenger RNA from Cylindrotheca closterium, 1179 nucleotides. NCBI's taxonomy places the organism in Eukaryota, Bacillariophyta, Bacillariophyceae, Bacillariales, Bacillariaceae. The record is from the annotation of a GenBank genome assembly.
AUGCAAGACACUGAGACGCCAUCGUCGUCUCCUCGACGAUCGAUAAGAGCUUUGGAUGCGUCGAGGAGGACCAGCCUCAGUUUAGUAGCUGAUGGUUUAUCCCUCUAUGAUGGAUAUGGCCCUGGUCAGCACACCAGGAACAGAAAGAUUGACGAGAAAGCGGAGUAUUCGGUCAUUCAUCGACCAGAAGCCCGCGCUAUCGAGCCAAGAACACCCAUUUCGUGCCCGCAGUUACUCAUUCUUGGAGCUCCACCCAUGCACGACCCCGACGCGUCGCCAUUAUCUCCCCCACAGUCGAUUAAAGCAUUGUUGGAUGCGUCAACGAGCGUUAGUUUAACUGACGUAUGUUUCUAUAAUCUGUCUUCUGUUCCUGAUCACACAAAGAAUACCACAGAUGAAAAAGCGGACUACUCAAUCUUUCACCAACCCGACCUUGGCACUUUCGAGCCAAUACCCUGUGGAAAACCAAGGACACCACAACAAGAAGCUGCUCUAAAUGCAGUGGUGCAGGCAUCGCUACGGUACCUGUUCGAUACGCAUGAUGCUUGUUCGUCACCAUGUCAGUCCCAAUUGUUCGGUCAGACGCCAUGGGAAUCUGACAGUAGUCACGACGAUGGUAGGGAUACCAAAGAGCACAGACCAAAGCGACAACGCCUGCUAUCGGCUGAUGAGGAGUACUCGACUAUGCGCUUUAAGGCUCAUCAGACAAGGGCGUGGGACCAAAAUAUCAAGGAUCUGUUGAGCUUCAGAGCAAGAGAAGGCCAUUGCUCAGUACCACACUCGUAUCCAGAGAAUCCAGCUCUUGCUAGAUGGGUCAAACGUCAACGCUAUCAGCACAAUCUUCGCGCUGAAGGGAAGAAAACCUCGACCAUGACAGCAAGUCGAGUCAAAGUCCUUGAAGACAUUGGAUUCAUUUGGGACUCACGUCUUGCGGUGUGGGAGGAGCGCUUAUGCGACCUACGAAAGUAUUGUUCCCAGCAUGGUAAUUGUGAGGUUCCAGCACACUAUCAGGGCAACCAGAAGCUAGCUACUUGGGUAAAGUGCCAGCGCCGCCAAUACAAACUUUACCUUGCGGGAAAACCAAGUACAAUGAAUGCAGAGCGCGUGGGCAUCUUGGACAAACUUGGAUUCUCGUGGGAUGUACAAUCUUUUAAGAAGAACAGGUUUUCUGUGCCAUGA